Nicotiana tabacum (common tobacco) is the source of this 480-nucleotide messenger RNA. The record is from RefSeq and is a predicted model, not a curated record. NCBI's taxonomy places the organism in Eukaryota, Viridiplantae, Streptophyta, Magnoliopsida, Solanales, Solanaceae.
AUGGUCACUGUGAAAACUGUCUUGUCCUUGGCUGCUAUGCAUGGUUGGAGGUUGCGUCAGCUGGAUGUGUUUAAUGCAUUACUCCGGGGUGAUCUUGUGGAAGUUGUUUACAUGGUUCUACCUCCUGGUCUUCUGGGACAUGGGGAGUGGAGCACAGAUGGAAUACUAGUAUGUCAAAGGAAGUUUGCAUUGGACCUUAUUGCAGACUUAGGACUGGAUGAUUCUAAGUCUGCUGACAUACCUAUGGUGGUCAAUCAUAGGUUCACCAGUGCAGAAUUUGAUCACAGCUAUAAGACUGGGGGCAAUAAUGAUGAGUUGUUGUCUGAUCCUACUGGCUAUCAUAAACUGGUGAAGCUGGAGUUGCCUGUUACGCUAUAUUGUGAUAGCAAGGCAACACUUCAAAUUGCUGCUAAUCCUAUCUAUCAUGAACGAACAAAACACAUAGAAAUCGAUUUUCACUUCAUUAGGGAGAAGAUAUAA